ACUCACAUCCGACAUGGCUCCUCUGACCAUGGCAUCCUUAUCCCCUCACACAUUUGGCGCCACGCGGCAAUCUACCGGUAGCGUCGUGCCAAGCCACCACAUUUUGCCACGUCAGUUGUGGGUGUCCAAGAAGAACCGGUCGGGCUGUGUGUGGUGUGGCAAGUCGUUUGGAUUGUUCCGGCAUCGCCAUCACUGCCGCCUGUGUGGCGAUUUAUUCUGCAAGGACUGCGUCGUCUACUGCACCACGCGAGAGACCAGCGUCAAAGUGUGCCGCCUCUGCAUUCCUACCAUCGACCCCGCGUGCCAACCCAACAACCCUCGAGCACUACCUCGGCGGCGUACGACCAUGGAAAACGUCAAGCUGCUCGAUACGAUUCGGUGCGUGGAGUAUAGCAACACCCCCAAGGAGAGGGGAACAUCAUCAGUCAGGACCACAGUCACGUCGUCGUCCACGGCCUCCCUCCCAAAUUCCCCGUCAGCGUCCGAAUUGAAAGCCGCCAUCUUGCCGUCCAGUAGCAUGGUUGCUACCCUCGCCCAUCUCCUCCAAGAAACAGCCGACACCCAAGCGACGCUGGCAGUGCAAACCUCGUCCGCAACACACAUGAUCUCUGCCCACGGCGCUCAAAUAGAACGGCUCAACCAAGCAAUCGCUCGCAUUGAAGCCAAGUUCUGGGAGGACUGUGGCGGGAACGCAGGCUCGUUGUCCGACGACAAGAGCCUGUAGUAGUCUUACGGUUGUUAGGGUAGUGGUUUAGAUCGAAUAAACUGCAAACACGUUCGUGAUGUGGCGC
This is a messenger RNA of Aphanomyces astaci, 791 nucleotides long. RefSeq lists its product as hypothetical. Gene Ontology annotation, molecular function: metal ion binding. The coding region runs from base 14 to 724 and encodes 236 amino acids. The transcript is spliced from 2 exons. The record is from RefSeq and is a predicted model, not a curated record. NCBI's taxonomy places the organism in Eukaryota, Oomycota, Saprolegniomycetes, Saprolegniales, Verrucalvaceae.